This is a messenger RNA of Teleopsis dalmanni, 5198 nucleotides long. It is a transcript of the gene arr, whose product is annotated as low-density lipoprotein receptor-related protein 6. Bases 104 to 4996 code for a protein of 1630 amino acids. Gene Ontology annotation, molecular function: protein binding. The transcript has 6 exons. NCBI's taxonomy places the organism in Eukaryota, Metazoa, Arthropoda, Insecta, Diptera, Diopsidae. The record is from RefSeq and is a predicted model, not a curated record.
UACAAUUAUAACAAAAUCAGUUUAUAAACAAAUAAAUAAUAUUAAUAACAAUUUGUGUCACAAAAAUGUGCAACACCAUAAAUGGAAUUUUUUAUUGAUUUUCAUGAUCUUAACUUCCUGCGUAGGUGAUAGUUACCAGGCUAGAAAUGCGCACGUCACAUCCUUAUCUCCAUCAUCAACGUCUUCCUCAUUUAUUAAUACACCAGCAACUCUGUUAUUUACUACAUAUCAUGAUAUCCAAGUGGCCAAUAUUACAAAGCCCAUGGGUGCCACCCAAAUUGAUAUCAUCAUUAAAGAUCUCACUGAAACCAUGGCCAUCGAUUUUUAUUAUGCGAAAAAUUUAGUCUGUUGGAGUGAUUGUGGAAGCGGAGUUAUUGAAUGUAUUAAUAUAAAUAGUACGACGGUGCCUUUGACUAGGUCACCUAAACAAACUGUGAUAUCAUCGGGUCUUGAUAAGCCCGAGGGACUUGCAAUUGAUUGGUAUACCGAUAAAUUAUACUGGACAGAUGGUGAAAAGAAUCGAAUUGAAGUAGCUAGUUUAGAUGGAAAAAUGCAGAAAGUGUUGUUCUGGACGGACUUAGACCAGCCGCGUGCUAUAGCUUUAGUGCCAGCAAAACGUUUACUUAUUUGGACCGAUUGGGGUGAAUAUCCAAAAAUUGAACGUGCCAGCAUGGAUGGUGAUCCGCUAACACGUACAACUCUCGUUAAAGACAAUAUUUUUUGGCCUAAUGGCUUAGCAAUUGACUUAAAGAAAGAAUUAAUUUAUUGGGCAGAUGGUCAAUUGAAAUUCAUUGAUGUUAUGAAACUUGAUGGUAGUAAUCGACACACUAUAGUGAAUAAUCUCAUAUAUCCCUAUAGCGUGACCUAUUUUGAUAAUCGUUUGUAUUGGACAGAUUGGUCACGUGGGUCUUUAAAUACAUUCGAUAUACAAACGAAAGAAACUAAGGAAUUAAUUGAUCGGCCAAAUGCACCAAAUUCGGUAAAAGUAUGGAAUCCAACACUACAGCCAUUUGGAGAUAAUCCCUGUAUGCAUAAUAAUGGAAACUGUUCUCAUUUAUGUUUGCUGUCUACAAAUAUUGAAGGUUAUAGUUGUGCCUGUCCAACAGGUGUGAAACUAAUUUCACCAACAACUUGUGCCAACGGAACACAAGAUAUGCUUUUUAUUGUGCAGCGUGGUGAAAUAAGCAAAAUAUCACUGGACUCACCAGAUUUUACAAUAUUUCCAAUGCCAUUCGGAAAAGUUAAAUAUGCCAUCGCUAUAGAUUAUGAUCCUGUCGACGAAUAUAUUUAUUGGUCUGAUGUUGAAGCUUUUGCAAUAAAACGUGCACGUGAGGAUGGAACUGGUUUGUCUGAUUUUGUUACAUCAGACGUCCGCCAUCCAGAUGGUUUAGCAGUUGAUUGGUUGGCUAGAAAUUUGUAUUGGACGGAUACUGUGACAGACCGUAUAGAAGUGUGUCGUUUGGAUGGAUCUGCCCGUAAAGUUCUUAUAUAUGAACAUUUAGAGGAACCGAGAGCAAUUGCUUUGGCACCAACACUUGGUUGGAUGUUUUGGAGUGACUGGAAUGAAAAGAAACCAAAAGUAGAACGAUCCUCAUUGGACGGUUCGGAACGUGUGGUAUUGGUCUCGGAAGAUCUUGGUUGGCCUAAUGGUAUAGCACUUGAUAUUGAAGCGAAAACCAUUUACUGGUGUGAUGGGAAAACCCACAAAAUUGAAGUCGCAAAUAUGGAUGGCUCAGAUCGGCGAGUAGUGAUAAGCGAAAAUCUGAAACAUUUAUUUGGCUUAAGUCUGUUCAAUGAUUAUUUAUACUGGACAGACUGGCAACGACGGUCUAUAGAUCGUGCACAUAAAGUAGCAGGUGCUAAUCGUAUCAACGUUGUAGAUCAGUACCCAGACCUAAUGGGAUUGAAAGUAGCACGUUUGCGAGAAGUAAAAGGCACUAAUGCUUGUGCUGUUCAAAAUGGUGGGUGCUCCCAUUUAUGUUUAAAUCGCCCAAGUGAUUACGUAUGUCGAUGCUCUAUAGAGUAUGAAUUAGCUAAUGAUAAAAAAACGUGUGUCAUACCAGAAGCCUUGUUACUAUUUGCAAGACAGGAACAUAUCGGACGCAUUUCUAUUGAUAACAAUGAAGGCAAUCACAACGAUGAAAAAAUUCCCUUUAAGGAUGUACGUGAUGCACAUGCCAUGGAUGUUGAUGUAGCAGAGCGACGUUUAUAUUGGACUGACUUAAAAUCCAAAUGCAUUUUUAGGGCUUUUCUUAAUGGUUCCUAUGUACAACGCAUAGUUGAUGCCGGACUAAUACGUCCCGAGGGUAUAGCUGUUGAUUGGCUAGCUCAUAAUAUAUUUUGGACAGAUUCUGAGGCACGGCGCAUUGAAGUAGCACGCUUAGAUGGUAGCAGUCGAAAAGUUUUAAUAUGGAAAGGCAUAGAAGAACCACGAUCCCUAGUGCUGGAACUCAAAAAAGGUCUUAUGUAUUGGACAGAGUCACCAUCAGAUUCGAUACGACGUGCGACUAUGGAUGGUGCUGACCUGCACACAAUAAUAUCUGCAGCAAACCAUGCAACCGGUCUAACGCUUGAUCCAGAAACUGGUCGACUUUAUUGGGCAACACAAACUCGUCCAACCAAAAUCGAAUCCGCUGACUGGGAUGGAAAACGACGUAUGGUACUAAUAAGUUCUGACGUUGAUGAACCUUACGCUCUAUCGUUGUAUAGAGAUUACGUUUACUGGAGCGAUUGGAGUUCUGGUGACAUAGAACGUGUUAACAAGAUAAAUGGACAAAAUCGGACUUUAGUACAUAAGGGUAUGCCAUACAUAACAUCAUUGUAUGUAUUCCAUAAAUAUAGACAGACCGGUAGUAAUGCUUGCAAAAUCAAUAAUGGUGGUUGCACUCACUUAUGUUUAGUUGUGAAAUCCAGUCAACGUGGUAUGGUGUGUGCUUGUCCCACACAUUACAUCUUAGCUAAGGACAAUGUUUCCUGUAUACCACCUAAAAAUUAUAUCAUCUUCAGUCAGAGAAAUAGUUUCGGACGACUUCUGGCAAAUACUACAGACUGUCCAAAUGUGCCAUUGCCAGUUAUUGGCAAAAAUAUACGCGCUGUGGAAUACGAUCCAAUAUCGCAUCACAUUUAUUGGGUUGAAGGGCGAAGUCAUAGUAUUAAGCGUUCUCCUGCCAAUGGCACACGAAUUUCUGUGAUAGUCGGAUCUGGGUCACAGCCUUUUGAUAUUGCACUUGAUGUUAUUGGUAGAUUGCUCUAUUGGACCUGCUCCCAUUCAAACAGUAUAAAUGUAACAAGUUUUGACGGAGAUAAUAUUGGUGUAAUCGAUACUGGCGACUCUGAGAAACCGCGCAAUAUAGCAGUACAUGUUAUGAAGCGGUUGCUUUUUUGGACUGAUGUCGGUUCUCAGCAAGCUAUUAUACGAGCACGUGUAGAUGGAGCAGAGCGCGUGGUUUUAGCAUUCAAAUUGGAAGGCGUGACAGCAUUGGCAAUUGACCAACAAAGUGACAUGAUUUUUUAUGCGCAUGGCAAACGUAUUGAUUACAUGGAUAUUAAUGGCAAGAAUAAAAAAAUACUUGUGUCCGCACACAUAUCUCAAGUGAUUUCCAUAGCUGCUUUACAAGGAUAUGUGUACUGGUUAGAUGAUAAAACAGGCGUAGAACGUGUAGCUAUUAAUGGUAACGAACGCCGACCUGAAAUGCAACGUUUACCACAAAUUACAGAUAUCGUUUCUGUUUGGACUCCUGAAAUAAAACAAUUUCGCAAUCAUACUUGUCUGCAGAGCCGAACCAAGUGCUCUCAUAUUUGCAUUGCAUCAUCAGAGGGACGUUCUCGUGAAAUAUGUGCAUGUCCAAAAAAUCUUAUGUUGCUAGAAGAUAAACAAAAUUGUGGCGCUCUUCCCGCUUGUGGACCAGACCAUUUUACUUGUGCAGCACCUGUCAUGGGUGGUGGACUUAACAAUGAUAUGAAUAAGGAUUGUAUACCAGCAUCUUGGCGUUGUGAUGGACAAGAUGAUUGCCCAGACAAAUCAGAUGAAGUAGGCUGUCCCUCAUGCAGGCCCGACCAAUUCAGUUGCCAGUCGGGUGAAUGUAUAGACAAAUCACUAGUUUGUGAUGGUACUACAAAUUGUGGAAAUGGACACGAUGAAGCUGAUUGUUGUAAACGUCUCGGUGAAUUUCAAUGCCCUAUAAAUAAACUUUGCAUAUCUUCAACACUGCUCUGUGACGGUUGGGACAAUUGCGCUGAUGGCGCUGAUGAAUCAGCCGAAAUUUGUUCUACUGCUAACACACGUCGCAUGGCACCUUCAUCUGAUAAAAAGGCAUUUAUGAUACUAAUAGGUGCUACUAUGAUAACAAUUUUUUCGAUUGUUUAUUUAUUGCAAUUUUGCCGUUCACGACUCGGUAAAAAUCGUAAUGUACCCAAAGAUGAUCAAGCUUCAGAUCCAUUGUCUCCAUCUACACUUAGUAAAUCACAACGUGUCUCAAAAAUUGCGUCCGUAGCAGAUGCUAUGCGCAUGUCUACAUUGAAUUCACGCAAUAGCAUGAAUUCAUAUGAUCGCAAUCAUAUAACUGGUGCAUCCAGUUCAACAACAAAUGGUAGUAGCAUGGCGGCGUAUCCUAUUAAUCCACCACCAUCACCUGCAUCACGUUCACGUCGUCCCUAUCGUCACUAUAGAAUUAUCAAUCAACCGCCACCGCCAACACCUUGUUCAACAGAUAUUUGUGAUGAAUCGGAUUCUAAUUACACAAGUAAAUCCAAUAGCAACAAUAGCAAUGGCGGCACAAAACUUUCAUCAUCAUCGGGUGCUGCAUGUUUACAGUAUCAAUAUGAUAGUGAACCGUAUCCACCACCACCAACACCACGUUCACACUAUCACAGUGAUGUGCGGAUAGUGCCUGAAUCGUCUUGUCCGCCCUCGCCUAGUUCACGUUCUUCUACUUACUUUUCACCGUUACCACCACCACCGUCACCGGUGCAGUCGCCAAGUAGAGGAUUCACAUAACAUUUUGAGAUUUUUAUGUAAAAAGUUUUAUCUAAGAUUUGUUUUUGUAAUAAUAUUGAUUGUUAGAAAUUUUAUCUUUAAAUUUAUGUUCCAAAAGAAUGUUGAAAUGAGUAAGUACAACAAAAAUCUUUUAAGAUUUGCUUUAAAAUAAAUUUAAUUAAUUAUUAUGUUCAAUAAUAACAACGAUGCUUCCGAACUAUGU